AUUUCUAUUUCUCCUCCAUCGUGGUGGGUCUUUGAAGCACUGUUACUCGAAGUUUUCUGUUGACAACUGACCAUUCAGUGUCUGUUAUCUUCUAUGGUAAAGUUUUCCAACUUGUCAAGGACUUUCCCAUCGUACUACCAUCCGUCCUACCAGCGGACCACUAUUAGUAAUUCACUAGCACGAGACGGCCAAGGUUGGCCUGAUAUAAAUACCACGGAAUGUCGAGAAUGUCGAGUGACGUAGCUCGAGGUUAUCAGAAGUACUGGUCAUGAGUCUACUUACCAUUGUCGUGCAAGGCUGGAUCCCUAAUUCUCAGCUUCGGACCGUCGUGGGCGUAGUUGAUAGUGUAUAAUCUGUUCGGCUCAGGUCAUUCCUGGGUCAUGGGACGUCGAGGUCGAAGCUGAUUCGGCCCGACUAGAACGAUGCAUGCCUUCAAUAUAAGAGACGUGGUGAUAUGCGACUCUAUCAACAUCCACCUUCAUUCAACCUCAGUCAUGUCUGGAGUAGAGAUUCAUUCCGUCCCGCGUCCUACUGGGGCGCCCACCCCGGCAAAACUUAACAAGAUAUCUUGUCAGUUGACACAAGACAAGUCUCGGGGAGGUGCCCAGGCUAUGUUAUAUGCCGUCGGUCUGACAGAGGGAGACAUGGAAAAGCCUCAAAUCGGUAUUUCACCCAUCUGGUGGGAAGGUAAUCCAUGCAACUCUCAUCUCCUCGAUUUGUCCAAAAAAGUCAAGGAGGGUUGCACGGAGGAAGGUUUAGUUGGCUUGACCUUCAAUACCAUUGGUGUUAGUGAUGCUAUUACAAUGGGAACAGAUGGGAUGCGGUACUCACUCCCAAGUCGUGAUCUCAUCGCGGAUUCUAUUGAAGCUGUCACACUUGCGCAACAUUACGAUGGCAAUAUCUCGAUACCAGGUUGUGACAAGAACAUGCCCGGUGUCUUGAUGGCCGCCGCUAGACACAACAGGCCGACCAUUAUCGUGUACGGUGGUACGAUUCAGGUCGGAACGCGCCAUGUCGACUGCCCUUCCAUGGGAUACGAGAAAGGCGGGACUGUCAACAUCUCAGACGCCUUCGAGUCUUAUGGUGCCUAUGCUGUUGGCCUCAUCAAUGAUGAGGAGCGAUUCGAUGUCGUCAGACAUUCAUGUCCUGGCGCCGGUGCCUGUGGUGGUAUGUAUACGGCCAACACCAUGAGCUCUGCUCUUGAAGUCUUGGGCAUGUCACUUCCCUACUCCUCGAGCACACCAGCAAUGUACCCUGAGAAGGCACAAGAAUGCUUCAAAGUUGCCAAGUAUAUGAAACGUCUUCUGGAGCUUGAUUUGAAGCCCAGAGAUAUCCUCACCCGUCAAUCUUUCCUGAAUGCAAUCACUAUCGUCAACGUCCUUGGUGGCUCAACGAACGCUGUUCUUCACUUGCUGGCUAUAGCCCGUGCCGCCGAUGUUCCCUUAACCAUCGACGACUUCCAGAUGAUUUCAGACAGGACUCCGUACCUUGCCGAUUUGAAGCCAUCUGGAAAGUAUUAUAUGGAAGACAUUCACAAAAUUGGUGGCAUACCAGCAAUUAUCAAAUACCUUCUCAAGAACACCAAUCUCAUCGAUGGUAGCCAGAUGACUGUUACCGGAAAGACCCUCGCUGAAAACCUCGUGGAUGUUCCGGAGCUCGACUUUGAUACACAAGACGUCAUCAAGAAGCUGGACGAUCCCAUUAAACCCUCUGGUCAUUUGACUAUUCUCAAAGGUAGCUUGGCUCCUGGAACCGCUGUCGCCAAGCUUACAGGGAAGGAGGGUUUGCGCUUUGAGGGUGUCGCCAAAUGCUUUGAUAGUGUGCACGACUUUUAUCCUGCACUUGAGCGCGGAGACAUCAAGCAUGGAAUGGUCUUGAUAUUCAGAUACCAAGGACCGAAAGGCGGGCCAGGAAUGCCAGAGAUGCUGGGUCCCACCGCCGCUCUUAUGGGUGCUGGGCUGGGCAACUCGACUGCGCUGAUCACGGAUGGUCGUUUUUCUGGAGCAUCCAGAGGUUUCAUCAUUGGUCACGUCGUCCCUGAGGCAACCCUCGGUGGUCCAAUUGCUCUUGUGGAAGACGGCGAUCUCAUUGCCAUCGACGCAAAGAGUAGGACCAUCGACUGGCUAGUGGGCGAAGAAGAGAAAGUACGCCGAAGAAAAGUAUGGGAAGUCUCAGGCAAGAGUGCCCUCAGGGAGCGGAGAGGUAUCUUGUUCCGAUACGCCCGUGAUGUUGCUCCUGCUAAUGAAGGAGCCUACUGCGACUGAGAUGCCUUUUGUCACGGUAUAUGAGAGGGUAGCGAAACAAUUGAGCAACGUGAUCAAUAAACAUUACGCGUCAAGUCAAACAUGUGAAAUUAUUGUAAAUACAGAAGUCGAAUAUUCCACAUGAUUUUGGGCCUCUAUAUUGGUACAA
Suillus discolor is the source of this 2412-nucleotide messenger RNA. RefSeq names its product dihydroxy-acid and 6-phosphogluconate dehydratase. Gene Ontology annotation, biological process: branched-chain amino acid biosynthetic process. The coding region runs from base 423 to 2264 and encodes 613 amino acids. Gene Ontology annotation, molecular function: dihydroxy-acid dehydratase activity. The record is from RefSeq and is a predicted model, not a curated record. NCBI's taxonomy places the organism in Eukaryota, Fungi, Basidiomycota, Agaricomycetes, Boletales, Suillaceae. The transcript has 23 exons. Gene Ontology annotation, cellular component: mitochondrion.